Messenger RNA from Trametes versicolor FP-101664 SS1, 2661 nucleotides. RefSeq lists its product as uncharacterized. NCBI's taxonomy places the organism in Eukaryota, Fungi, Basidiomycota, Agaricomycetes, Polyporales, Polyporaceae. The transcript is spliced from 25 exons. Bases 1 to 2661 code for a protein of 886 amino acids. The record is from RefSeq and is a predicted model, not a curated record.
AUGGCGGACGCGACUGAAGCACCACCGGAACGCCAGCCGCUGCUACGCCGUGGAGAUGUCGACGCGACCGAGGUCUAUCCUAUCAUACAAAUGAUCAGACGUGAUGUCAUGCAUUUCAUAGAUACUCCUCUCUCGCAUGAUGCGCUCAUCGCCCCAGACCUCACAUACACCCUCAUCCGACCGCUCGAAGACAAAUACGGCGCCAUUCAACGCCAAGGCAACCUCUCCGUCGUCUUCGCCCUGCUCCUCAACCGCGUCUACUUCAUCCGCGACCGCCAUCUCACCACGGUCGCGCUCUCGAAGACCCGCGCUGACCUGUGCGAGAUCCUCGCUACCCGCGCGCUGCGCGAGCACGCGGAGAACAUGCUUGAGCUUGCACUGGCACUGACGACCAGCUGGUCGGUGUAUGCGGGCGCGCCGGAGUUCCUGCUGCAGCGGGCGCGGGAGGAGAACGACGACGAUUUGGAGGACCAGGUGGGGAAUGCGAUCGAGAUGGCCAUCUUGGGUCAGGCGAAGCGGUUUAUCAAGAGCUCGGCGUGCCAGAAGGUUAUCGACGGCAUUUGGAGUGGAAAGAUAGUGUACCAAGCCAGCAGCAGUCGCUCGAUACUUUCAGAUACAUAUAAACGGAAUCCUAUCCACUUUUACGACCCUCAUAAAGCACCUCUGCUAGACCAUUAUCGCCUCAAAGUACCCGCAAUACGCUCCGUUCUAGAAUACAUCAACUUCCUCACACUAUUUGUUCUCUUCGUAUUUGCACUGGAGUAUAGCGAGCUGAACAGGAUCAAUAUCGCCGAAGUCCUCUUCAUCAUAUAUGCUCUUGGUUUUACUCUCGAGAAGGUUGCCGCCAUGCAAGAGCAUGGAAUCAAAGUAUACUUCAAGGGUACUUGGAACGGCUUCGACUUAGCAUUCGUCACUCUGUACUGUACAUAUGCUGUCAUGCGAUGCAUCGGGGUGUACGAAAACAAGCAUUGGGCCAGGGAAAUGGGUAUUAGCUGCCUUGCGCUGAUAGCCGUACUCAUGUUCCCUCGUCUUGCGUUCGUGACAUUCAAGAACAACGUCAUGGUGCUCUCGCUGCGCGCAAUGAUGGUGCAGUUCGUUGUCCUCAUGGGUAUUGCCGCUUUCUGUUUCGGAGGUUUCUUAUAUGCGCUGUGGACUCUUGGAAAAGACCACGCACACGCAAGGUAUAGCCUGGGGACGAUUGCUUGGUGGAUGCUAGACCUCUGGUUUGGACUGGAUGCCAGCGGCUUUGACAACGCUACGCGAUUCCACCCUAUCUUCGGGCCAUUUCUGAUGGUCACCUACGCUUGCCUGAGCAAUACACUACUCCUUACUGUGCUCGUUUCUAUUCUCUCGCAUACGUUCUCCACCAUCAACGACGAUGCUGCUGCAGAGGCAAUGUUCCGGCGCGCUGUGUCUACGCUAGAAGGUGUUAAGGCGGACUCUCUCUUCUCGUAUCAGCCGCCGAUCAACCUCGUCGCCCUUUGUAUCAUGUUGCCCGCGAGUUACGUUCUCAGCCCGCGCUGGCUCACGAGCUUCCCGAUACUGCUGAGUAUCGCGUGGUACGAGCGGCAGGCGAAGCACUCCGGGUCGUUCACAUUCUACGAGACAGUGUCCGCGGCUGCAGAGAAGCUCUUCGAUACGUUGCCUCGGCAUCUCAAGCGACUCACAUUAUUCGAGGGUUUGACUGGCCCCGAUGCUGACAUCGACGCAAUCUUCGAGCUGGAAGAAGAGCUGGAAGAAAGCGCCCUAGACUUGAACGAGACGGACGACGUGCCCCCAAUAGACCCAGCGCACCAGCGCCGCUUGUCACAAAUGUCGCGUCGGCGCGCAUCCCAGUCCUCUUCUCACGGCCCACGCCGCCCUUCCAUCUCGGGAUCGAUCGCAGGCCGCUCGACCGCGACAGCUCCGCCCUCACCCCUCAAAGCAGAACAGGCCGGCCCGUCCUCGCCCCCCAACCAGUCGCAGCAGCCCGGGAGCCAACCGGCUAUGAGCCACAUCCCACUCCCAGGGCGCGCACGCGUCAAUUCCGUGCUCGCGCGCGGCCUCGAUCUUGCACAGAGCGUGUCAAGCCCCCUCGCGCAGAUAUUCCAGCCGCUCAUCGUCGAUGACGAUUUCAUCUCCGGAGGGGACGACCAGAACUCGUCCGAGGCCGCCACGUCUGGCCCAAGCGGCAACGGUAUGAGCGCAGGUCAAAUCAGCUACGGGCCCGCGACGCGCCGCCGGCUUUCGUCUAUGCACGUCUUGAGCCCGCCGCGGCGGGGGCGCACGUAUUCCUCCGCAACGCCCGCACUGGGCCUCAUCCCGGGCCACCGGGAAGCCGGGGCGGACGGCGCGGGGCCGAGUCUGAGCCCGGAACGUGGGGGUUUGACAGCGCUGCGCAAAUUCCCGACAAAUAGCCCUCUGCGGUCGCACCUGGGGCUUAUGGCCACGCAGGCGCCGCUCUCGGAGAGCCCAGACGAGCGAGGGGAGGCCCAAAGUGCGGUGUCCUUCAACGAGCCCAGGGAGACCGCAAGUCAGGCUGAGGCAGAGGAGGAGAAUGGUAUGGGCGAGGUGACCGAUAGAGCGGCAUGGGAGCAGAGGUGGGAAGGCAUCGAAGCGAGGCAGCGGCGGAUGGAGGAGAUGCUCAUGGAGAUCGCGGCGAAUCUGCGCGCCCAGCGAUGA